GUCAAGGAGAGAACGAUGUCCUGUCUGUUUGCUCGCUGCGUUUCGCAAACAAUGGAGCGAUUUUAUUUUCAGCUUUGUCUGUUAAUUCUCUUAAUUGUCAUAUCAGACUGCAGAGCUGCCUCACCAGAUGUUGAGACUGCGUCAGGGCAUCAGGAAGAAGUCGUACGUCUCUCAUGCUUUAAUUCAAAUGUGACGGGUCCAAAGAGCUGCUACAGGGUCAAAUUGAAAAAGCAUGUCACAAACACCACUCGGAUGGAGCUUAUGUUCAUGUGGCCGAAGAAACGCCAAGAUGCUAAACGUGUGAAAUGGGAAGCUGAUGGAGACGGACGGGGUUGCCUUUAUCUGCUAAAGCUACAAAAAUCAGACGAAGGACUGUACACAUGUGAAAUCUGGCAGGGAUGGGACAUUGUUCUGACCAAAAACGUGUCUUUAAGAGUAAAAGACUGUAAAGGCCUUCCACCAGUGACUGCAGCACCCAGCACAUCUGUUCAGCUCAGCUGCCCAGUGAACGUCACAUCAGGGCAGAAAAAUGUCUCCUGGGGACUGCAGAAAGGAAACAGCCACGUUACUUUGGACUCUAACAGGGUGAAAAUCAACGGCACGUCAUUGGCUAUCCAGUCUGUGACCACCGGGGACAGCGGUUGGUACAGAUGCAGUCACACGUUGGGGAAAACCCAGCGCUGCUUUGUCACCAAUCUUCAGGUCCAAGAAGUGAGAAGCGUUUUCGUGACCACAACAGUUCCGCUUAUCACAGCACAAUCUCAGCCAGCAGUGACGGACAUCGAGGUCGCAUCGAUGAACAGGACAGACGACAGCGGUGAAACUUGGAUCGCACUCACGGUCUCCAUUGUUUUGGGGCUCAUCAUAAUUGCUGCACUGAUCGGAUUAGUCAUGUACCGCAGAUCUAAGAACCGGAGCAUCAAUUAUCGAGACCGCGCCGCAGAGACUACGGGUGGCUACGAGUGUGUGGAUUUCAUAGGCUUGCCAGAGUCUGCAAAUGUACGGACCAACAGUCUGUACCAAAGUCAGGAUGACAGCUUGUACACUUUUCAGUAUUAGUCACGUCCCGCCUGCUGAAGAAGAAGAAGAUGCUUUUCAUCUAAUCCAGAUGCCUUAUGCAUUCUGUAAAAAUCGGUAAUAUACAGCCUCUUUCUUAUUUUCUUUUAUUUUUUUUUUAAUAUAUCUAAUCAUCUGUAUUAUGUACAAUAAAAUAAAGACAUGCUUAAAAGUCCAAAAAACCUUUACAAAGGCGACAAAUUCAAGGAAAAGCUUCAACCCUUGACCUCAUGGGUAAGGGUGGUUUGAUGAGUAUGAAAAUGAUGUGAAUGAGAAGUUACGGCACAAGUUCCCAAUCUAUUUAAACCCCUAUAGGAUUUUUUUUAACCUAAGGUACUAGUCAACGACCUCCACUGUCAUCAUCCAAACCAUAGAUAUGUAUAAUAAAGGCUAGAUGUCUAAAGGCGGCGUUUGGAACGUGAUCACCCUUCGGCCAUCUUGAUUCAGGGAAGCUCUCUGGUCGAACCGGCAGUACGUGAAGGAAAGUGAGUGAUCUGCACGAACGUAAAUACUGUUUUCUCGCUGAAAUCGUGACGGAUUCACAAGCAGUUUGGUUUCUUAAACGUUAACAAUUCCAAUUACAAAAAUACAAAUAAAUACACCUCUGACGUUUCUAACAAACCAAACUGUUUGAAAAUCGGUAGAAAAGUG
Stegastes partitus (bicolor damselfish) is the source of this 1707-nucleotide messenger RNA. RefSeq lists its product as uncharacterized. Lineage: Eukaryota; Metazoa; Chordata; Actinopteri; Pomacentridae. The transcript has 8 exons. The coding region runs from base 16 to 1059 and encodes 347 amino acids. The record is from RefSeq and is a predicted model, not a curated record. Gene Ontology annotation, biological process: regulation of ventricular cardiac muscle cell membrane repolarization; cardiac muscle cell action potential involved in contraction; regulation of sodium ion transmembrane transporter activity. Gene Ontology annotation, cellular component: voltage-gated sodium channel complex; plasma membrane. Gene Ontology annotation, molecular function: sodium channel regulator activity; transmembrane transporter binding.